GCCGAUAAACGCAUAGCUGUCGUUUCUUAAAGGCUUACCAGUGGCUUACAUGGUGAACUCGCAAUCACGUAAACAGUAAGAAGACUGUUUUGGCAGAGCAGAAGAUAAAUUAUUCCCGAUUGAAGGUGCUACGCCUACUUACGAGGCAAAGACCUUGAAAGAUACUUGUCAUUGGACAGAUUUUUCAGCUUAGGAGAGUGCCUGAAAUUUCCACUAAUUAAGUGAUCUUUCAGCGACAUUUGUCGGAAUAUUAAGACAUCGAAAGAAGCUGGUCUUCGGUGAGCCAAAAAGCAGCUGCCUUGUGAGUUAUCGUAAAGGGAGAGUACCUAUGGCGUCGAGGACAAUGUUGAUUGCUGCUUUCUUCGUGUUUGCAAUGGGUGAGUCCAUUUUAGUCCAGUCGGCGGAUGACACCGUUGUCAUUACCACGAGAUAUGGAUCAGUUCGUGGAGUAAUCCGUCGAUUUCAAGGUAUCAACAAACCCAUCAAAACCGUGAACAAGUUCCUUGGUAUUCCAUACGCCGCGCCACCGGUGAACGAACUGCGGUUUAAACCUCCAAAACCAGUCUCCACUUGGCAACCCUCUACCUACGACGCCUCAUAUUAUCGAAGUAUUUGCACACAGCCUAGUGACUACAACAUACUCUUCUGGCCGAAUUUUUCGCAUCCUGAGAGCGAGGACUGUUUGUACCUGAACGUGUAUACACCCCACCACAACGGAAGUUUCGGGGCCGUAAAGAGAUUAUACCCGGUCAUGGUGUACAUUCACGGAGGGGGAUACGAAGUGGGUACUCCUGUUGUGUCCCCCGGGGACAUUGUACCCCUGUGGGAGGUGGUGCUCGUCACUAUACAAUAUCGUUUGGGUCCGUUUGGUUUCGUUACAACCGGCGACUCUGUAGCCCCAGGGAAUUAUGGAAUGUUGGAUCAGAUCGAAGCUUUGAAAUGGGUCAAAGAUAACAUUGAAAUGUUUGGAGGAGACCCUUCAAGUGUUACCAUAUUUGGUGAGAGCGCCGGUGGUUCCAGCGUGGGACUGCAUGUCCUGUCUCCUCUCUCGAAGGGCCUCUUCCAUCGCGCUAUUGCAAUUAGUGGAGUGGAACUUUCUCCUUACGCAAUAGGCUCCAAUAUAACUGCAGUUGUACACACGAACGAUUUGGCUAAAAAGCUUGGGUGUGCCACAGGUGAAACCGCUGCCACCAUAUCAUGCCUUCGCUCAAAGGAAGCUCAAAAACUCCUUUUACUUGACAGAGCCAACAUUUGGAGACCUGUGGUGGACGGCAACUUUCUUCCAGAUACCCCUGAGGAGCUCAGAAAAUCUGGCCGCUUCAACAAAGUUCCACUAAUGGCUGGCUUUACAAGCCAAGAAGGCGCAUAUUUUUUCCCGAGUCAAAUUGAAAACGUCACGCCCACAACUUUCCGCAAAAACCUGUUAUUUGCCUUCAAAUACAUCCUCAAUAAAUACGGACAAACUUUGGAGACUCCAAACAGACAUGAGGUUCCUAACUCUCUCCUAGACGCAGCCGUUUUUCAAUACACACCUUGGCCUUACGCUUCGGACAGUCAUAAACUUAAACGCGGUUUUUCUGACGUGAUCACGGACUCCUGUGUGGCGGAGCCCGCGCAUGCAAGUUUGAGGUACCACAGCACGCAGCAACGGGCUUUUCUGUACGAGUUUGCGCAUCGCUCCAAGCUCGAUCCAGAGCCCGAAUGGUUGGGAGUACGCCACAAGGACGAUACGCCAUACCAGUUUGGUUUCCCACUUAUGAACCUCACCGUGUUACAAAAUUACGACGAAGCCGACCGCAACAUAAGUGACACGGUUUUAACACUUUUCACGAACUUUGCCAAAUUCGGAAACCCGACGCCUGAGCCCGUCUUCGGGGCUUCAUGGCCGCCAUUCAACCAGAGUCAUUUGGCUUAUUUCCUAAUUCAAGGAAAACCGACGCAUGCGAGUAACUAUCGACCAACCCAGAUGGCAUUUUGGCGUGAGUAUUACAAAACAUUGCUUAAAGAGAAUAAUUGUCCUGAAGUUGUCUCCUCUACAAGUAGAGGAACACAGUUGAAAGAUGUACGACUGAUGAAAGCUAUUUUUUUUUCUCACAUGAUCCUUAUGUUUUGGCUGUUUUGAUCCGCGCUUAAGCCUGGUUCAAACGGUCAUGAUAGUCGAGGAUAGUUUCAACAAUUACGCGCGUUUGUACACGAACCAUCAUGCACUAUCAUCGACUAUUAUCGGCUAUCAUCAAGUAUCUCGUAGUUUGGACACGGUCAAAUUCCACAUGAUAAUUGAUGAUUUUUUUUACCGUUUGAACGAGCGGAUGAUAGUGUAUGAUGGUUUUUAUCUCAUUGCGUGAUUUUUUCAACUAUCACGAACCGUUUGAACGCAAACAAUAUAGUCAUUGAUAGUUCUAACUAUCAGCGACAAUCAUGACCGUUUGAUCCGCGCUUAGGAAGUAUUUUCAUAAAUCCGAGUUUUGUAAACAGCAUAAUUGCCGAUGAGAGAAGGAAAAUAUCACCGCAUGUGUAAUCUUUUAUUGUUACACACGAAUUGAUCUUAUUAGUGAAAGCUAACUGAUGCGCCGCGAAUAAAGUUUCGAAAGCUUCCUGGUUCUGGGCUCAAGUUAUUUGCUGCAUUCCACUAUCAAUUCGAAAUGUUUUAAAACAAUGUCAUUUAAAAUUGCGAGUAAUGUCAGCUAACUAUUACACUGUAAGUACUUUGUUACGAGAACAAAAUCUGACAUCAAAAUUUACCGCGUUUCAAGAUCAAUGUCAUCAGUUGACUGUUUUUGGGUCAGGGGAGGGGUAGGCAAGCAGUUGCUCAGAUACUAACAUUGCUCCGCUUUUCAUUAUCCAGAUGAGAAUUAAAGACUUUAAGGCCCAGUUUUAUCUUAAAGAUAGUUCAUUCUCCGAAUCGGCAUCUAUAAUAAUAGUGCAUAAUACCAUACAUAUACCUGAGAAUGUUAAAGGUUCAAUGACAUCGUUGUUCAUUAUGUUACUAAAAU
Molecule: messenger RNA, 2993 nt
Organism: Pocillopora verrucosa
Lineage: Eukaryota; Metazoa; Cnidaria; Anthozoa; Scleractinia; Pocilloporidae
Product: neuroligin-4, X-linked-like
Source: RefSeq, a predicted model, not a curated record